This is a messenger RNA of Glycine soja, 805 nucleotides long. RefSeq lists its product as uncharacterized. The transcript is spliced from 5 exons. NCBI's taxonomy places the organism in Eukaryota, Viridiplantae, Streptophyta, Magnoliopsida, Fabales, Fabaceae. The record is from RefSeq and is a predicted model, not a curated record. Bases 133 to 603 code for a protein of 156 amino acids.
CACUCAUAACUUCCAAAUUAUUACUCAGCUAAGCUCUUCUUUGAAUAGAAAGGAAGAAAAACCUGAAGAAAACUCUACCCUCUUUGUUUAAGGAUUAACCUGCUCAUUUCUUCCCAAGAUUUUUCUUUCAAAAUGAAGCCCUCUUUUGUGGUCUCUCUUCUGCUUUUGUCACUCCUCCUUGCAAAAACUCAAGGGAUUCGUCUAGGGAAAGUGUCUUCAGCAGUUCAGCAACAGAAACAACAUGAUGGAGAAAGUACUUUGUUGAAAAGAAGUAGCACUGAUACUGAGGAAGCUUCUCUCUGCAAAGACAACGCAUGCACAGGAAACAUAAAGAAUAGGAAACUCGUUAACACUCCCGUUUCCACAGCCCAAUCCCUCUCCAAGGUUGGUGUUAGAGGAAAAAAAAAAUCAAAUUAUACCAUAUAUUAUAUUAAUGUGGAAGAGUCCAAGGUUGACCCCUCGGUAAAUGGCAAUACUAGAAAUGUGAAUACAUUGAGCACUUCGAAGCACAAAGAUGUCCCUGAGGAGCACUACCAUGACCUUGUAGAGAUAACUGAGAUGGACUAUUCUCCAGCAAAGAGAAAGCCUCCCAUACACAACUGAGUCUAGGGAUGAUCAACUAGAAAAAAAACUAACAAAGUUCCGUAUAUUAGGAUAAUAAAAUAAUAAUAGACAGAGAUGUUGGACAGCAUUGCAGAAAAUGCUGCAGUUUUUUUGGCCUAUGAAUGAUUUGUACAUUAUUAUCCAAUCACACCUUUUUUAUUGAUUAUGAUAUAUAUUUUAAAAAUAUACUAUCUUCUAAUUU